UCGACUUUUUUUGUGGAAAAAAAGAGAACAGUUUUGGCUUUGCGUUGUCGUUUCCUCCGUGAGCGGAAAAGAUUUUGAUUGAGUGAUGGCAGCUACGAAUAAGAGGAAGAAGCGCAGGGAGAGCUCUCGGAAAGGAGAGUUGGACAAGUUGGAGAAGCGGCUAAAGAACCUGAGACUUGGAACUUCAAGUGAACAGAGUACGGGUAGGAGCGCUAGAGGUAAACGAUCCAAGUCGAGGAAAAUGGCAGGAAAAAAAUCAGAAAUGCCGAUGGACCAGGGCCGGAAUGGAUCGGAUUUGGCAGCUCUGCGUAGCCAGUUAACGGCAGCGUGUGAACGGUUCAGUGAGCUCAAGAAGGAGCUUGAACAACUCCAGGCCCGUUAUAGGCCAUGGCUUGAGAGCAUUGGCCAGCCGGUGAUCUCUCAGCCUGCGCCCAACACCAACGAGGAAGUGAAAAGGACUCAGAACCACUCAAGCGAAACUGGACAGAAAAAGACUGACCCUCCAAGCAAGGGUAGCACCUUUCGUGCACUGCACCACUAUCAUGCCAAGGAAAGUGACGAGAUAUCCUUAUCACCUGGCGAUGCUGUCCGAAUUGUUAAUGCGACGGACGAUGGCGGGUGUACGGGAAUCUCGCCAAAUGGAGACUGUGGAAUGUUCCCAGUUAGCUGUGUAGAGUUCUCAAUUGAUGCUUUUAAGGAUACUUCCACAAGCGGUACCAAAACUGUCAAGGCGCUGCUCUAUGACUACACUGCAGGUGAUGCCGACGAACUGUCCUUCGAUGAUGGUGACAUCAUCACGAAUGUUGAAGACGUUGAUGAUGGCUGGGCAGCUGGUGACUGCAAUGGAAAACAUGGCCUUUUUCCUACCAAUUUCGUUGAGCGUAUUUGAAUAUCUGGAUGACCACAUAGCAAUUCCAUUGACUAUCGGGUUUCUUUACGGAUAUCAAAUUUAACCCGAUUUGCCUUACGAGGAACAUCAAUCUCACUUGCCGCAUUUCAAACUAUCGGUGGUGAGGUACCACCGGGACCAUUGUGUGUUACUCUAAGACUGGUAUGGAUCAUCCACUGGAAUAAAAUUUCAGGCAACAUCA
Sycon ciliatum is the source of this 1091-nucleotide messenger RNA. Its product is annotated as SH3 domain-containing protein 19-like. Bases 86 to 889 code for a protein of 267 amino acids. NCBI's taxonomy places the organism in Eukaryota, Metazoa, Porifera, Calcarea, Leucosolenida, Sycettidae. The record is from RefSeq and is a predicted model, not a curated record. Gene Ontology annotation, molecular function: actin filament binding. The transcript has 5 exons. Gene Ontology annotation, cellular component: focal adhesion.